AUGUGGACAUUUAAUCUUGUCAUAUCACAGGAAAUAAGCUUCAAUGCACCUGUCGCUGGUUGUUUCUUUGCUAUUGAAACUGUGCUGAGGCCUCUUCGUGCAGAGAACUCUCCCCCAUUUACAACUGCCAUGAUUAUAUUGGCUUCUGUUAUUUCAUCAACUGUAUCAAAUGUUUUACAGGGGAUCCAAUCAGCUUUUACAAUACCCGAGUAUGAUUUGAAAUCUGCUGCUGCCAUGACUCGUUUGGUUGCUUGGUUCACCAAAUUCUUUAAGAUUAUUCAGGAUAAGUUUGGCAUACCUGCUGUGGUCUGCCCUGCUUUAGGUGGCCUUGGAGCUGGGAUUAUUGCUCUUAAAUAUCCUGGAAUAUUGUAUUGGGGCUUCACAAAUGUGGAAGAAAUUCUACGUACUGGAAAGAGUGCUUCAGCCCCCGGAAUAUGGCUUCUAACUCAAUUGGUAGCUUCUAAGGUUAUUGCAACAGCUCUUUGCAAGGGAUCUGGGCUAGUAGGUGGUCUUUAUGCUCCAAGUUUAAUGAUAGGUGCUGCAGCUGGUGCUGUAUUUGGAGGCUUUUCUGCUGAAAUUAUUAAUUCAGCAAUUCCUGGAAAUGCUGCUGUUGCUCAGCCCCCGGCAUAUGCUCUGGUUGGAAUGGCUGCUACAUUAGCAUCUGUUUGUUCUGUUCCUUUAACUUCAGUACUACUUCUGUUUGAGCUGACAAAAGAUUAUAGGAUACUGCUUCCACUCAUGGGAGCUGUUGGAUUGGCAAUAUGGGUUCCCUCAGUGACAAACCAGUCGAAGGAGAGUGAUACACCUGAUGCAAGUAGCUCAGCAAAAGGAUAUUCUCCAGUUUCACAUGCUGGAGAUGAUAAUGAGGGUAACUGGAGAGAAGCCAAUGAUGGGAAUAAUUUAGAACUCCUUAUUGUUGGGGAUGGCGCUGAUCUUGAUACAAUUGAUAAGGAACUGCUUCUGGACAAUCUUCAGGUUUCUCAGGCAAUGUCAAAACAAUAUUUUAAGGUUUUGUCAUCUGUAACCCUGAAAGAGGCAAUAAAAUGCAUGCAUGACAGCCAUCAGAAUUGUGUGCUGGUGGUUGAUAAAGAAGAUUUUCUAGAAGGAAUAUUGACGUAUGGUGACAUAAGAAGGUGUCUGUCCCUGGAGUCUAAUGACCCUUUGAAGAGUGAUUCAGGGAUUCUGGAUGCAAACACAUUUCUUGUUUCCUCUGUUUGUACUCGAGGGAUGAGUUAUCGAGGACGAGAGCGAGGAAUUUUGACCUGCUAUCCGAAUACUAGUUUGGCUGUGGCCAAAGAGCUGAUGGAGGCCAAGGGCAUUAAGCAAUUACCAGUGGUUAAACGCGGUGGAGAUCACAAUAGAGAAAAAAAGAGGAGAAUUGUUGGUCUUCUUCAUUAUGAUGCACUAUGGCAAUGUCUCAGGAAAGAGAUCAAUCAAAGGCAAACAGCGUAUCAAAAUAGGACAGAUAACAGUUUGGCAGUGACAACAACAAAUGGCCAUUAA
Molecule: messenger RNA, 1503 nt
Organism: Sphenostylis stenocarpa
Lineage: Eukaryota; Viridiplantae; Streptophyta; Magnoliopsida; Fabales; Fabaceae
Source: the annotation of a GenBank genome assembly